Molecule: messenger RNA, 2159 nt
Organism: Zophobas morio
Lineage: Eukaryota; Metazoa; Arthropoda; Insecta; Coleoptera; Tenebrionidae
Product: luciferin 4-monooxygenase-like
Exons: 4
Coding region: 382-2055 (557 amino acids)
Biological process (GO): long-chain fatty acid metabolic process; fatty-acyl-CoA biosynthetic process
Molecular function (GO): long-chain fatty acid-CoA ligase activity
Source: RefSeq, a predicted model, not a curated record
UGUGUAAUUUUUUGUACCCACAUAGCUCGCAGAGCUCGUUUAUCUCGUAAUAAAUUCAUAAUAUAACAAUAAAACAAAAUCAGAGUUCAUCUAUUGAACGUAAAUGAAGCAUUACCAGUAAGCAAUAAAAUUAAAUACUACUGUAAACAAAAAAUAACAACAAUGAAUUGCCCAAAAAUACUCCGUUUACAAACACAUCAACUUCGGACUUAUCGCGUGAUUGUUUGUGAUAAGAACAAAGUGAUAGUGGAGAUUAACAGUGAUUAAACAAUAAAACUAGAGAUGCCCUACAUGCAAACUAUUUAUUGUUGAUAAAAAAAAACAAGGCUAAGCUACCUACCUACGAACGUGGCUUGUGAUAGCGUCCUUAAAUUUUCAAAAAUGAACCUAAAUAAAUAUGAAGACAUCACCAUUUCGAAUGACUAUAUAAUCACUACUGCAGAUGCACCAAUAGAACCCACUCAAAGUUUGGGAGCUGCUAUGUUCACCAACCUAAGGCUAAACCAAGAGAGCAUAGCACAGAUUGACGCCAAAACCGGCCAACAAGACACCUUUGGUCAACUUCUGCAACGUUCUAUCCGAACUGUUCUUCAUAUGAGAGACAAAGGUAUAACCCGUGACCAUAUCAUCACCCUUUGCGCUAAGAAUAACCUUAACGUUGGAGUACCAUACAUUGCCACACAAUUCCUUGGUGCUAAAAUGGCCUCAAUCGACCCGUCCUUCUCACCACAAGAAAUGAAUCAUCUUCUUAACACGGUACGUCCGAAAAUUAUUUUCGCAACUUCCGAGUCAGUACGGGCUAUUGGCGAAGUGCUGAAAGAGAUUUCUCUAGAUGCAGAACUAGUGGUUUUGGGGAAAAGUACCAAACAUACUGAGUUUUCAGAGUUUCUUAAGCCUCAUGCAGACGAAGAUAAGUUCGAACCUGUUGAAAUACACGAUUUGAAAGAAACGGCACUUAUUUAUUUUAGUAGCGGUACUACCGGUUUGCCUAAAGGUAUCUGUUUAAACCACUACGGUUUUCUGGGACAUUCCUUAAAUAGCAAAGUUUCGAAAAACGUGGAUGAGGAGUGGUUUGCUUCGGUACUACCGCGAAUGUCGUUCCCUCCAACUAUUCUUCUUUAUACUUCCCAGUACUGGAUUUCGGCUGGGGCGAUGCUGUUGAGUUCGAUUCUUGAAGGAUACUGUCGUUUAAUUUGUGAAGAUUUCGAUGGAAAAGAAAUUUGGAAUUUAUUUCAAAGAUUUAAGCCAUCAGUACUCUUACUGACUCCUGUUCAAGCAAUAGAGAUGUUGGUAAAUAAGAGAAUAGAUGUUGAUGUUAGCUGCAUCAUAAGUAUCAUAAUAAUAGGAAGUGCUAUUUCCAAAGAAUACGUUUUAAAAUUAAGAAGUACCUUUCCACAGACUGAUAUUUAUAGUGGAUACGGACAAACCGAAGUUUGUGGACCCGUCGUUAUGUUUAAACCUAUGGACAAACAUCACAGGGAACUAAGUAAAAGGUCCGACAAGAUAGAGUCUGUGGGUCUUCCUAUGCCCGGUACACGAUUGCGGGUUGUGGACACCGAAACCGGCGAACACUUAGGACCCAAUCAACGGGGCGAACUCCUCCUCAAAUCCAAAUUCACAAUGAAUGGAUAUUACAAAGUUGACUCUUCAGACACUUUUGAUAAAGACGGUUGGCUGAAAACUGGCGACAUCGUGUACUACGAUACAGACCUGUGUUUUUAUAUUGUGGAUAGGAUAAAAGAAGCCUUCAAGUACCAAGGAUGGUUUAUAGCACCCACUGUUCUCGAAAACGUGUUGCUUGAACAUCCUGCCGUCAAAUUAGCAGUAGUGAUCGGCAUACCGCACAAUGAUGGUCAUCACCCUAUGGGUUUGGUAGUCCUUAAUGAUGAUUCCGAAGUUAGCGAAAACGAACUUGAGAAGUUUGUAGAAGACCGAGUGCCGGAAAGGCAGAGAUUGAGAGCUGGUGUUAGGUUUAUUAAAUUGGUUCCUGUUACGGUUACGGGAAAAGUUAAGAGGUCGCAGCUGAAACAAAUGGUUUUAGGAGGAAAAUUAUAAGUUUUUAAGAACUUUUUUGCUUAUUAAGUAUUAUUACAAUUUUUCACACAAAUUGCAUAAUAUAUAAAUUUGAAUAGAGCUUAAACAAUAAAAAAAUAUACAUA